Sporothrix brasiliensis 5110 is the source of this 924-nucleotide messenger RNA. RefSeq names its product c2h2 transcription factor. Bases 1 to 924 code for a protein of 307 amino acids. The transcript has 3 exons. Gene Ontology annotation, biological process: regulation of DNA-templated transcription. The record is from RefSeq and is a predicted model, not a curated record. Lineage: Eukaryota; Fungi; Ascomycota; Sordariomycetes; Ophiostomatales; Ophiostomataceae.
AUGGCGCAAACACCUUCAAGUCCGUCUCUUCCUGUGCAGCCGCAGCAGCAACAGCAGCAGCAGCAGCAGCCGCCGCCGCAGCAUGAAUCCCCCAUUGAGCCUUACCCAUCUUACAAAUCCCCCACGGCGAGGUCUGACAAUGAUGUACCCAUAGAUCCGUCCAUUACGGCGCAGAGCCCUACUUACGCGACACAUGGCCAAUACUCGCCCUAUGCGCCGGCUUCCGGUGACAUGCAGCACGGCUACCCGCACAGCGGUGGCUUGUAUACCCAGCCGCGUCCGGAUUGGACCGGCUACGGCGGCCAGCCGACCCCGAUCACCCCUGGCCACCAUGUCUUCCCACAGGCACCUAACUCGGCCCCGCCCCAGCCGCGCCCAACUCAGGUUUACUCUUUCGUACCCAUCCCCGGCGCUCAGCAACACAAGCGUCCUCGACGCCGUUACGAGGAGAUCGAGCGGAUGUACAAGUGCGGCUGGAACGGCUGUGAAAAGGCCUACGGCACUCUCAACCACUUGAACGCACAUGUGACCAUGCAGUCUCACGGCCAGAAGCGCACCCCAGAAGAGUUCAAGGAAAUUCGAAAGGAGUGGAAGGCUCGCAAGAAGGAGGAGGAAGCACAGCGCAAGGCCGAGGAUGAGCGCCAGCGCCAGGCUGCGGCUGCGGCUGCCGCCUCUGGUGGCCCUGCCGGUGGUGACCCCAGUGGCCAGCCUGGUGACGGCGGCCAGGGUGCGUCCUCAUACGCCGGUAGCCGGCAGCUCCCUCCGCUGGGCUACCAGCCAAACUCAUAUCCCGCCCCGCCCGCAUCCGGCGUUGCAGCCUCGUCGAUUCCCGCCGACUACAACAGCAACUACAUGCACCAGAACUACCCGCCAGCGUCGCCUUACGGACCACCAUCCAACCAGCAGAUGUAUGGCCCCCGUUAA